AUGGAAGGGCCCCUGUUUGACGAGGGCGAGACAUCAGAGCGGAGGGUGGUUCCGGAACCCACGGCGGUGGAGACGAGGAAGGUAGCGAUGCCAGCUGUUGAGGUUCGCCGCAAACGGCUGAUCCUGGAUGAGUCCGACGAAGACCCCAUCCCGGUUACUUCUGCCAAGGAUGGGAAAAAGGUGGAAGAGCAGAGGAAAAAUUCUCGGCGGUUGGUGAAGCUUGGACAGGGAAACGCAGCGUCCGGAUCCAAAUCCCGUCUGAAAGCUUCUGCUACUGGGGAGAAACUGAUGGCCGAGAAGAAGCAGGGGGGCUACUCAGCCUCAACGCAAGGUGGGCCAACGAAAGAAGACCGAAGGAAAGAAAAAGGGUUCUGUACCUUUGGCGGUGGAGAUCCCCCAGGAUGGCGGAGGGACUGUGGAGCAGAAAGUAGCUGUGGAUAUGGAACAGGGGAAAAGCACCAAGGAGCCGAUUGA
Linum trigynum is the source of this 474-nucleotide messenger RNA. Lineage: Eukaryota; Viridiplantae; Streptophyta; Magnoliopsida; Malpighiales; Linaceae. The record is from the annotation of a GenBank genome assembly.